Molecule: messenger RNA, 4321 nt
Organism: Choloepus didactylus (southern two-toed sloth)
Lineage: Eukaryota; Metazoa; Chordata; Mammalia; Pilosa; Megalonychidae
Gene: FZD1
Product: frizzled class receptor 1
Exons: 1
Coding region: 578-2530 (650 amino acids)
Biological process (GO): canonical Wnt signaling pathway; non-canonical Wnt signaling pathway
Cellular component (GO): plasma membrane
Molecular function (GO): Wnt receptor activity; Wnt-protein binding
Source: RefSeq, a predicted model, not a curated record
GUUCGCGCAGGGAAGGAGGCGGCGGGCGCCCUUUGCGGGGGUAAGCCGUUGCGGCGAUUGGGCGACGGUCCCUGAGCCUCCAGUUCCGCGUCGGUUUCAAGGCUCCUCCCUCUUGGUGAAAGACAGACUGCGGGGCGCCUGGAAACCGGUCCGAGGGCGCGCAAGGGAGAGGAGAGGGAGAGAGUUGAGGGAUUGACACAAAUGGUCGGGCGGCGGCGGCGGAGAAGGAGGCGGAGGCGCAGGGGGGAGCCGAGGCCACAGGGCUGCCGUGAGUUGAGCGCUCUACGGGGCUGCGGCCACUAGCGCGGCGCCGUCAGCCGGGAGCCAGCGAGCCGAGGGCCAGGAGGGCGAGACGCGACCCCAGCGUGCCCGAGCCAUCCCGGCUCUACCCGCCGCCGGCGCUUCAUGAAUCGCAAGUUUCCGCGGCAGCGGCGGCUGCGGGACGCGGAGCGGGAGCCGGCCGAGCGGGCCUCGGGCUGGACGGAGGGCACCGGCGCAGAGGAGAUCUCCCCGGACACAGGGGAGACCGCCGCCGGCCGCGCCACAGCUAGCCCCAGCCAAGCGGCGCCGAGAAAGUAUGGCUGAGGAGGAGGCGCCUAAGAAGUGCCGGGCCGCCGGCGGCAGCGGGAGCUGGGAACUUUGUGUCCGGGCGCUCCUGGCCGGGCCGCCGGCGGAGGGGAGCGGGGAUACCGGCAGCCGCCGCCGCCCCCCCCAUCCCCGUCCCCCAGCUGACCCCGGACGCUUGGCGCGCAGGCUGCUGCUGCUACUUUGGCUGCUGGAGGCUCCGCAGCUGCUGGGGGUACGGGCGCAGGCGGCGGGCCAAGGGCAGGGGCCCGGGCCGGGCCAGCAGCCCCCGCCACCGCCUCAGCAGCAGCAGAGCGGGCAACAGUACAACGGCGAGCGGGGCAUCUCCAUCCCAGACCAUGGCUACUGCCAGCCCAUCUCCAUCCCGCUGUGCACGGACAUCGCGUACAACCAGACUAUCAUGCCCAACCUGCUGGGCCACACGAACCAGGAGGACGCGGGCCUCGAGGUGCACCAGUUCUACCCUCUGGUAAAGGUGCAGUGCUCCGCCGAACUCAAGUUCUUCCUGUGCUCCAUGUACGCUCCCGUGUGCACCGUGCUGGAGCAGGCGCUGCCUCCCUGCCGCUCCCUGUGCGAGCGAGCGCGCCAGGGCUGCGAGGCGCUCAUGAACAAGUUCGGCUUCCAGUGGCCUGACACUCUCAAGUGCGAGAAGUUCCCGGUGCAUGGCGCCGGCGAGCUGUGCGUGGGCCAGAACACGUCGGACAAGGGCACCCCGACCCCCUCGUUGCUGCCAGAGUUCUGGACCAGCAACCCCCAGCACGGCGGCGGACACCGGGGCGGCGGCUACCCGGGGGGCGCCGGCGCGUCCGAGCGAGGCAAGUUCUCGUGCCCGCGCGCCCUCAAGGUGCCUUCCUACCUCAACUACCACUUCCUUGGGGAGAAGGACUGCGGUGCGCCCUGUGAGCCGACCAAGGUAUACGGGCUCAUGUACUUCGGGCCGGAGGAGCUGCGCUUCUCGCGCACCUGGAUCGGCAUCUGGUCGGUGCUGUGCUGCGCCUCCACCCUCUUCACGGUGCUCACGUACCUGGUAGACAUGCGGCGCUUCAGCUACCCGGAGCGACCCAUCAUCUUCCUAUCGGGCUGCUACACGGCGGUGGCGGUGGCCUAUAUCGCCGGCUUCCUGCUGGAGGACCGGGUGGUGUGUAACGACAAGUUCGCCGAGGACGGGGCGCGCACGGUGGCGCAGGGCACCAAGAAGGAGGGCUGCACCAUCCUCUUCAUGAUGCUCUACUUCUUCAGUAUGGCCAGCUCCAUCUGGUGGGUGAUCCUGUCGCUCACCUGGUUCCUGGCGGCCGGUAUGAAAUGGGGCCACGAAGCGAUAGAGGCCAACUCACAGUACUUCCAUCUGGCCGCCUGGGCCGUGCCCGCCAUCAAGACCAUCACCAUCUUAGCUCUGGGCCAGGUGGACGGCGACGUGCUGAGUGGGGUGUGUUUCGUGGGGCUCAACAACGUGGAUGCGCUGCGCGGCUUCGUGCUGGCGCCCCUUUUUGUGUACUUGUUCAUUGGCACCUCCUUCCUGCUGGCGGGCUUCGUGUCGCUCUUCCGCAUCCGGACCAUCAUGAAGCACGAUGGCACCAAGACCGAGAAGCUGGAGAAGCUCAUGGUGCGCAUCGGCGUCUUCAGCGUGCUCUACACGGUGCCGGCCACCAUAGUCAUCGCCUGCUACUUCUAUGAACAGGCCUUCCGGGACCAGUGGGAGCGCAGCUGGGUGGCCCAGAGCUGCAAGAGCUACGCCAUCCCCUGCCCCCACCUCCAGGCGGGCGGGGGCGCCCCGCCCCUCCCGCCCAUGAGCCCCGACUUCACAGUCUUCAUGAUCAAGUACCUUAUGACGCUGAUCGUGGGCAUCACGUCGGGCUUCUGGAUCUGGUCGGGCAAGACCCUCAACUCCUGGAGGAAGUUCUACACCAGGCUCACCAACAGCAAACAGGGGGAGACCACCGUCUGAGGACGGAGGUACCCAGCCCGUUCCCAGCCCCUCGGCCCAGUCCCAGCCACUCCACAAGAGCCAGCCCCAGGAAUCCAUCCCAAGCCUGGCUACUCGAGCCUUCCUCGCUAGACAGACACUUCUGCAGGCUUCUUUUAACGACGCAACUCCUGCAAAAGCGUCAGUCCCGGGGGCAGACGGACAUGGGGGCCGACUCUACCCUAACACUCUGGUAACAGGACUGUACGCUUUUAUGAUUGUAAAUAGACUGUAAGAUUUUUGUAAGUAUAUUUGUAUUUAAAUGACGGCCGAUCACGCGUUUUUCUUUUUUAAUUUUGAUUAUUUAGGACGGUUCAACCAUUUGAGGCUUUUUCCUUUUCGCGCUUUUGGGAGUACUGCAGAGGGGAAAACUCGAGCGCAUCCUCCCUGCCGCGUGUUGCAGGGGUCUGUCUGGGCACCGGCUCUGGGUCGAGUCCUGCGCGGCGGGGUGCAGCUGGGGUCACUUCUCUUCUCCUUCUUCUGCUCCCUCCCUUCUCUUCCCUUGCUUGGGGUGGGGCCUCUUUAGAUAACGAACACCACAAAGCUUCCAAAUCCUGUGGUGGGCCCCUGCCCAUUCGAUUCAACCCUCGCCCAUCCCAAUUCAGCCCCUCGCCCGAGGGCAAAUUGAGAAGGCCUGUCCCUUAGACUUCGAGAAGAUGAAGUUUCACUGUGGAGAACCUUCCCCCCAGCCCCGCAGGCGUUCACUGGUGUGGCCGCGGGCAGUCCCAGUCUCCCUCCUCUCUCCCCUUCUGGGCCCAGACACUCCCUCCUCCAUCCUUAAGUUGGUUGGAGGGUGAGUGGGAUAACCAAUACCAAACUUUUUUUUUUGAUGGAUGAGCUCAUUUCAUUCCCAAGCGUCUAAAACCUGGGAUGGGUUUGGCCGGCGUCAUGGAAAGAUGUGGUUACUGAGAUUUGGGAAGAGGCAUGAAGCUUUGUGUGGGUUGGGAGAGACUGAAGAUGGGGUUACAAAAUGUUAAUUCUAAUCGCACACUGAUGCCUGGCAACCUGCCCCUAGAACUGAGACAGACGAGCAUUUAGAUUUUACCAUUCUGUAAAAUGAAAAUGUUGAGGUCACUUGGAAAGCUUUGUUAAGGAGUUGAUAUUUGCCGUCAGUAACAGGACAGCAGCACAUAAUCAGAAUAUGAAAACGUGAAGGAGAUUUCAAUGUAAUGGACUUCCCCAGAUUGAGUGCUGUUUUCUUAUUUUUAAUCAAACAAUAAUUAGAUAUAUAUCAAAAACUUUAAAAUGUAAAUUUCUACAUUUUCAACUUAUUAUUAUUCAGCCACAUAUUCUGAGGGAGAAACAAUGCACUCUAUUAAUAAUAACUUGAUAAGAUUUCAGAAGGUAAAGAAAGUGUUUUAAUGGAUGGGGUUAGCUCCUCAAACAAAAUACUGGCAUGCAUGCUAAAGGGAAAAUGUGUGCAGGUCUGCGUUAAAUCUUGUGUCCUCCUUUUAUACAGAUUUACAGAAAUUUGUCAGAUGUAAACCUUUCAAAGCCAUUUAAAUAUCUUCUGUUCUCUGUGAAAAGGAGGAGAAAAACAAUCCUCCUGAUUGUAUUGUUAUAAACUUUAAGAGUUUAUCAAAAUGCUGGUACUUAGGACCUAAAUUUAUCUAUGUCUGUCACACCCUAAAAAGACAAUGGUCUUUGAAUUUGGUAUACAUUUAUUCUGUUCACUAUCACAAAAUCAUCUAUAUUUAUAGAGGAAUAGAAGUUUAUAUAUAUAAAAUACCAUAUUUUUAAUUUCACAAAUAAAAAUUAAAGUUUUAUACAAAA